This is a messenger RNA of Lutra lutra (Eurasian river otter), 872 nucleotides long. Its product is annotated as keratin-associated protein 1-3-like. The record is from RefSeq and is a predicted model, not a curated record. Lineage: Eukaryota; Metazoa; Chordata; Mammalia; Carnivora; Mustelidae. Gene Ontology annotation, cellular component: keratin filament. The transcript has a single exon. The coding region runs from base 31 to 549 and encodes 172 amino acids.
GCAACACAACUCUCAUCCCAAGUCCUGACCAUGGCCUGCUGCUCCACUAGCUUCUGUGGAUUUCCCACCUGCACCACCAGUGGGAACUGUGGCUCCAGCUGCUGCCAACCCAGCUGUUGCCAGACCAGCUGCUGCCAGCCCAGCUGUUGCCAGACCAGCUCCUGUCAGCCAACCUGCUGCCAGACCAGCUGCUGCCAGCCCAGCUGUUGCCAGACCAGCUCCUGUCAGCCAACCUGCUGCCAGACCAGCUCCUGCCAGCCCAGCUGCUGUGGAACCAGCUGUGGCACUGGUGGUGGCCAGGAGGGUGGCUGCGGAGCUGUGAGCUGCCGAGUCAGGUGGUGCCGCCCUGACUGCCGCGUGGAGGACACCUGCCUGCCCCCCUGCUGCGUGGUGAGCUGCACGCCCCCAACCUGCUGCCAGCUGCACCAUGCCCAGGCCCCCUGCUGCCGCCCAUCCUACUGUGGACAGUCCUGCUGCCGCCCAGCCUGCUGCUGUUACUGCUGCCAGCCCAGCUGCUGCCAGCCCACCUGCUGUGAGCCCACCUGCUAAAGCAAGGCUGCUGAUUAAGAAAGAAGGAAAGGAGAAGCUAAGCAAACUGCUCUGAUCUCUGAAGAAGUGUUCAAUUUUACUCCCAUGCUAAGUAUCAUGAUGUUUCUAAGUCACUCAGAAAUGAGUCUUAGGACCCUCUUGGAUGUGCUGAACUAGCAUGCUGAAAGCAUGUGUCAAUCAAAGUAUCUAGAUAUCCUGCCUUGCUUGAAAAGGCACCAGGGUGGGGUAUUUCUUCAUUUCAGUGACAUCUCUGGUCUCCUCCCUUUCUCUUGAUCCCCACUAAUUUUCAGACAUUUCUCCUUGAAUAUCCCCUUAAUUUCAAA